AUCGUGUGAAUUGACUCGAAAAGAUAAAUUGUACAAAAAUAUCGAGACUAUGAGCCAUCGCAAUGGAAUUAAAAAGUUCUCKUUUGUUCCUGAAACAUACAUCAUGCCGAAAGAUUACAAUAGAUUUAUUUCGAACCAAUAUCGACAUCGAGGUUUAUGGAUUGUAAAGCCUUUCGAUUUAUCUCGCGGAAGAGGAAUAACAAUAAUUGAUUAUUCAUUUAAGGACACUCAAUCGGUGUUGAAGGAAAAUGUCGUUGUUGCCAAGUAUAUUGACAAUCCGCUGUUGGUGAAUGGAUAUAAGUGGGAUUUACGUUUGUACGUAUUAGUUACAUCAUUCAAUCCACUCGUUGUAUACCUGUACGAAGAAGGUUUAGUUAGAUUUGCAACUGUUAAAUAUGUAUGUGAUAGAAGUCGAAUUAAUAAUCGACGAAUGCAUCUUUGCAACUAUAGUGUCAACAAAAGCAGUCCAAGCUAUAUUAGGAACUCGGAUCCUGAACGAGAAAAUGUUGGCCAUAAGUGGUCUAUGAGCGCUCUUUUGAACCAUCUUAGAGAAGAGUAUCUAAUUAAUACUGAAACUUUAAUGACUGAGAUUGAAGACAUUGUAAUUAAAACAAUAAUGAGUGCAACUGCACAAAUGUUACCAGCAAUAAAUUGCUUUGUACCUCACAAUCAAAACUGUUUUGAAUUAUACGGGUUUGAUAUUUUGGUGGACGAUAAGUUAAAACCAUGGUUACUUGAAGUUAACCUAUCUCCAUCAUUAGGAAUAGAUUCUGGACUUGAUUCUCGUAUAAAGAGUUCAAUGCUAUGUGAUUUAUUUACUUUAAUUGGAAUACCAAUUGUUGAUCCUACUGUCUUCAAUUUUAACAGAAAUGUUCGAAGACCAAAAUCUGAUAUUCCAAGGAACAGAAAUUCAAAUAUUAAUACUUAUAGUCUUAGUAGUGAUGAAAAACGAUUAUUGAAAAACACAAUUGAUCAAAAUCAAAGGAGCAGAGGGUUCAUACGAAUUUUUCCCACAUACCUAUCAUGGAAAAAAUAUUCCUCUUACCUAGAUAAUAUCAAUGGCAUUCCUAGGGGAUCCACUAUACCACCAUUUUAUGUAAAACUAAUAAGGAAUUAUAAUUAUUUUUUGAAUGAUCAUUUAUUCAGUGAAAACUCUUCGUUUUAUAUGGAUAUUAGUAGACAAGAUCGCUAUGAAAGGUCUUUAAAAGAUUUUAAGCGGAGCAGCUUGAAUGAUAGUAAAGAUGGGGAUCAAACAACUGAUAUGUUAAAGUUAAAAAAAGCAAUUGUAAAAUAUUUAAAUGAUGGAUAUGUAUUCAGGUAA
Diuraphis noxia (Russian wheat aphid) is the source of this 1321-nucleotide messenger RNA. It is a transcript of the gene TTLL5, whose product is annotated as Tubulin tyrosine ligase-like 5. The record is from RefSeq and is a predicted model, not a curated record. Gene Ontology annotation, molecular function: tubulin-glutamic acid ligase activity; tubulin binding. Gene Ontology annotation, biological process: protein polyglutamylation; microtubule cytoskeleton organization. Lineage: Eukaryota; Metazoa; Arthropoda; Insecta; Hemiptera; Aphididae. Gene Ontology annotation, cellular component: ciliary basal body.